This is a messenger RNA of Nerophis lumbriciformis (worm pipefish), 837 nucleotides long. Lineage: Eukaryota; Metazoa; Chordata; Actinopteri; Syngnathiformes; Syngnathidae. The record is from RefSeq and is a predicted model, not a curated record.
AUGGGGAACCAGGUGGAGAAACUCACUCAUUUGAAUUACGACGAGGUGCCAACGUCGGAUCCAAAUGGCUUCGAGCCGGACGUCGAUGAAAGACCGCGCAUCGGCGUUUCUUACAUUUUCUCCAACGACGGUGGCGACGACGACGAAGAGGACGACGACAGUUCGGAGCGCUUCCCGCCGGAGAAGGACCUGGCAAAGGACGAGGAGAAGCGUUUCGAACCCGCAGACGAGCUGGGGUGUUCGGUUUAUUUCCGAGAGGAGUGCAUGUUCGAGAGGAAUACCGGAACCGACACCCACUCGGCUGAGAGUCUCCUCAACAAGUGCAGACCCGGAGACGUGGUGGAGUUCGUGGCCACUGGACAGUACCCGCACUGGGUCGUGUACGUGGGCGACUUUCAGGUGGUCCACUUGCAUCGGGCAGAGAUUAAAAACGGCUUCCUCACAGACGUGAGUCAAGGAAAGAGGGGCCGUAUAGUCAACGGUCUCUACCGGUUCCGCGCGCUCCAGCCGCAGGUGAUCGUGCGCAACGCCGUGGACCACGUAGGCUCCAGGGAUAGAGAACUCUACUGGAGGAACUCCGAGUGCUUUGCCGCCUGGUGCCGCUUUGGCAGGCGAGAAUUUAAAAUAGGAGGCGAGAUUAGGAUCGGAAAACAACCUUACCGCUUAAAGAUGCACUUUUCUGAUAAGAAGAGCCACGUCCUGGAGUUCCAAAGUUUGGAGGACGUGAUCAUGGAGAGGAGGAGGAGUGAUCAAAUCGGGAAAGAUGCUGUUGUGCAAGAACUGGCCAAUCACCUGAACGCAACACAGGAAUUUCAAGAGGACUCAUUAGGCAAAUGA